CAACCUUAACGCCGGGAUCUACAUCUCAAGCCAACACGAACGCGCCGGGCAACGAAAGUGGGAUCCGAAAAUCUCCCUGUUGUUUAAUAGCUCUACAAUGACCUGAAUCUUCUGCGCCUGUUAGUUAUUACCUUUCAUUGCCACGAUGCCACGCGAGCGCGCCAUGAACGACGAGGAAAGGGAGCCUCUCACGCGGACCGGUGCCGCAGCGCGCAACUCAGAGGACGAUUCAGAAGGGUCUAUUUCCUCCAUUUCGACCACUUCGCUUGUACUGGAGCACAUAAACGAUGAUGCGGCAGCCAGCAGCGCACCUCGAUCGAACCUGAACGAGAAGUAUCGCGACGAUGAUAGCGGAGGCCGUAGCACCGAUCGAGAGGCAUUCGACGUCGAAGACGGGAAAUAUCCAGAGUUACAACCCGUGGAUAAGAAGGCGCGCCGGCUGCUCUGGAUUGUAGGGACAAUAUGCGUUGUCGGUUGGGCGCUUGCGCUCGCAACUUUCUUGAUGGGUGGAAGUUAUAAGCAUGCAUCUAGCCGUCCCCACGACCCGUUGGCAAGCUCCACCAAGGGCUCCGGGAAGAAAGUCACACUAGACAGUGUUCUUACGGGACAAUGGUACCCAUCUAUGCAGAGCGUAUCUUGGAUUGCCGGACCGGAUGGACAGGACGGUCUGCUGCUGGAAACAGGUGCCCCUGGAUCCGAUUAUCUCGUUGUUGAAGAUAUCAGGAACAAAGGAAACGUGAAGGCAACGGGGAGCAAGACAGUCUUGAUGAAGACAUCGACCUUUUAUGUGGGCGAAAAGUUCAUCUACCCAAGCGAAGUCUGGCCUAGCAAAGACUUCAAGAAAGUCCUGGUUCUGUCCGAGAAACAGAGGAAUUGGCGUCAUUCUUAUACCGGUCUAUACUGGAUAUUUGAUGUAGCGACCCAGAAAGCUCAGCCUUUGGACCCAGAGAACCCGGACCGUAUCAUUCAAUUGGCGUCAUGGUCCCCGCAAUCAGAUGCUAUUGUUUUCACACGGGACAACAACAUGUAUCUCCGACGCUUGGACUCUGACCGUGUCGUCAAAAUCACCCAAGACGGUGGUUCCGAACUUUUCUACGGCGUUCCUGACUGGGUGUACGAAGAGGAGGUCUUCCAGGGGAAUAGCGCCACAUGGUGGUCCGAAGAUGGCGAAUAUAUUGCGUUCUUGCGGACCGAUGAAUCGCAUGUGCCGACCUUCCCAGUUCAGUACUUUAUGUCCCGUCCUAGCGGUAACAAACCGAAGGAGGGCGAGGAAAACUAUCCUGAGGUACGGGACAUCAAAUACCCUAAAGCCGGAGCACCUAACCCCAUCGUAACUCUACAAUUCUAUGACGUUGCCAAAGGAGAGGUCUUCACCGUUGGCAUCGAAGACGAUUUCAAGGAUGACGAUCGUCUCAUCACUGAGAUAAUUUGGGCAGGCAAGAGCAAACAGGUCCUGGUCCGAGAAACAAAUCGCGAAAGCGAUGUCCUUAAAGUCGUUCUAAUGGAUGUCACGACCCGUACUGGGAGGACUGUCAGAACAGAAGACGUCCAGGCACUCGAUGGAGGCUGGUUUGAGGUCUCACAGAGGACCAAGUUUGUUCCUGCUGACCCAUCCAACGGCCGUGAUUAUGAUGGAUAUAUCGACACCAUCAUUCAUCAAGGAUAUGAUCACAUUGGCUACUUCACUCCACUGAACAGUUCCGAACCAGUUGUUCUCACUCAAGGUGAGUGGGAGGUCGUCGAAGCUCCUUCUGCUAUAGAUUUGAACAACAACCUGGUCUAUUACAUAUCCACCGAACGCAGCUCCAUCGAGAGGCACCCCUACGUCGUCAAACUUGAUGGUACCGGGCGAAAAGAAGUCAUCGAAAACAACAAGCCUGGUUACUAUGGGGCCGACUUCUCAACCAGUGGUGGCUUUGCUCUGAUCACCUACAAAGGGCCGGGUAUUCCAUGGCAGAAGAUCGUUAGCACACCGUCCGCAAAAGACAAGUACGAGAAAGUCCUCGAAGAGAACAGAGACCUCGAGAGAUUCGUCCGAGCACAUGAGCUACCUAUCCUCAACUAUCAGGAAAUCGAAAUCGACGGCUUCAAACUCAAUGUUUUGGAACGUCGACCGCCACAUUUCAGCGAGAAGAAGAAGUAUCCAGUACUUUUCUACCAGUACAGCGGGCCAGGUUCACAGACUGUGGACAAGAAGUUUACGGUUGACUUCCAAUCGUAUGUUGCGUCAAGCCUAGGGUACAUCGUCGUAACAGUCGAUGGCCGAGGCACCGGUUUCCUUGGUCGCAAACUUCGAUGCAUUACCAGGGGCAAUAUCGGAUACUGGGAGGCUCAUGACCAAAUUGCCGUCGCAAAGCUAUUCGCAAAGAAGAAAUACGUCGAUGAGGAGCGCAUGGCGAUCUGGGGCUGGAGCUACGGUGGAUUCCAAACCCUCAAGACGCUUGAAACUGACCGCGGGGAGACAUUCAAGUACGGCAUGGCCGUCGCGCCUGUCACAGAUUGGCGUUUCUACGAUUCCAUCUACACGGAGCGCUACAUGCACACGCCGCAGAACAAUGUCGAAGGUUAUGAUAACUCUACCAUCAGCGAUGUCGAUGGCCUCUCGAAGAAUGUACGCUUCCUAGUCAUGCAUGGCGUUGCAGACGACAAUGUCCACAUGCAGAAUACGCUUACUUUGCUCGACAAACUCGACAUGGGAAACAUCGAAAACUAUGAUGUACAUGUGUUCCCAGACUCCGACCAUAGCAUAUAUUUCCAUAACGCUAACAGGAUCGUCUAUGACAGUAAGUAGUUCCCCUCACGUGCAUUCGAGCUUGGUAACAAAUGCUAAUAUGUGUUAUUAGAAUUAAGUUCAUGGCUGAUCAAUGCAUUCAAUGGAGAGUGGCUGCGAAUCGAUAACGCAGUACCCAAAGCACAAUCCGAAGGCAAAGAUAAGAG
Aaosphaeria arxii CBS 175.79 is the source of this 2937-nucleotide messenger RNA. Its product is annotated as putative dipeptidyl-aminopeptidase B. Gene Ontology annotation, biological process: proteolysis. Bases 146 to 2791 code for a protein of 881 amino acids. Gene Ontology annotation, molecular function: dipeptidyl-peptidase activity; serine-type peptidase activity. The record is from RefSeq and is a predicted model, not a curated record. NCBI's taxonomy places the organism in Eukaryota, Fungi, Ascomycota, Dothideomycetes, Pleosporales. The transcript has a single exon.